Messenger RNA from Fusarium keratoplasticum, 3507 nucleotides. RefSeq lists its product as uncharacterized. The transcript is spliced from 2 exons. Gene Ontology annotation, biological process: poly(A)+ mRNA export from nucleus; protein import into nucleus. The coding region runs from base 1 to 3507 and encodes 1168 amino acids. Gene Ontology annotation, cellular component: nuclear pore. Gene Ontology annotation, molecular function: structural constituent of nuclear pore. Lineage: Eukaryota; Fungi; Ascomycota; Sordariomycetes; Hypocreales; Nectriaceae. The record is from RefSeq and is a predicted model, not a curated record.
AUGUCUCUCUUUGGGCAGACUGGCAACACCGGCGGUGGCCUUGGAGGCUCACUGUUUGGUGGCGGCACGGGAGGAACUACGGGCGGCGGACUCUUUGGACAGACACAGCAGAACCAGCAGCAGGGAGGCACGACUGGCGGAGGUCUGUUUGGACAGUCGACGCAGAAUCAGCAGCAGCAGACGGGUGCAACUGGAGCUGGAGGUCUAUUUGGAGGAGGCCUUUGCGCAAACAAACCCGCGACUACGGGUGGUCUGUUCGGUCAGCCACAGCAGCAGCAAAACCAACAACAGGCGGGAGCUACCACCGGCGGCGGUCUGUUUGGCCAGGCGAACACACAGCAGCAGCAGCAAGGCGCGACCACGGGCACGGGGCUCUUUGGUCAGCCAGCGCAAAAUGCCCAGGCCGGCACCACGGGAGGCUUGUUCGGCAACGCGCAGCAGAACCAGCCGAAGCCAUCGCUGUUUGGCUCUUCCCUCGCUCAACCCGCCACGGCAGCGAAGCCCUCUCUCUUCGGAACCGGACAGCAGCAGCAGCAACAGCAGCAGCCUCAACAAAACAUGGCGGGCUCCAUCUUGGGCGGCAACGCCCUGGGUGCGAGCGCUUUGGGUGGUAGUCUUUUUGCCAGCCAGGCUGCCAAUGGCCAAGCUCAAGCUCAGUCGCAACCCGCCGGCGCCUACUUUGACAGUCUCUUCGCAAAGAGCCAGAAGGCCGACGGCAAGUCGAAUAUGGAAGACCUCCCAAGCCUCGAGCUUGGUCUGGGUGACCUGCGCCACCGAUUGAGAAAGCUUCAGUCCAAGCCAAACGAGAAGCCUUUGGAUGGUAAGGCUCAUUACCUGCUGGCGGCAUCCGGUGUCGACCCCAGCGCCGCUGCCAAGGACCUCGGUCUUCUCGACAUUCAGACUGGUCGCGCUGAGCGAGCGACUCACGGUCCCAGCGAACUCGAUGUCGAAACCUAUCUCUCGAACCUCCAGACCAAGACAACACUCAGCAUGAUUGCCGAUGGACUCGAACGAUCGGUUCGCGACUUUGAUAACUUCCUCGAGGACAAUGUGACGAUGGAGUGGGAGGCGCAGAGGAAGCGCAUCUACCAGCACUUUGGAAUCACACCCCGCGAGGACACGGCGACUGUUGGACGCGAAUCUCAGAGCGCAUUUGGCCGUUCUAGAAGAAAGAGCACCGCUCCUUCGCGAGCUGGCAAGAGCAGCGUGCUUGGCAAGUCGACACUUCACCGCUCUGUCAUUGGAACUCCCAGCCGAAUUGGAGCCCAUCAGACAGAUUUCGCAGACGUCGACCGCUCCUCCGAGGCUGGAGGUCUGGAUGGCCGUGUGUCCUCCGACGAUCGAGUGCUUCGCGAGAGGCAGACACGUCUAUCUGAAAAGAUUCGUCAUCUCAACGCGGCUCGUAUGACGAAGCGCCCUUACCCCAUCCUCUCCGAGUUGGCAGCUGCGGAACAAAAGUCUCAUGAGCCUCACGCGCCCCAUGUUGUGGAGGCGUAUCUGGCUGUCAUGGAGAUUGUAGGCGAGAACCCCGAGGCUGAGACGACCCUCAACAACGCGACAGCCAAGGAGCGCGAGUUUGCAGACAUGUAUCUUAAUGAGAACCCCAACUCGGCCAAGUCUGUGGAGAUGAGGAAGCGCAUUCUCAGCGGCGCAAACAGAUUCCUCGAGAAGCAGUUCCUGCGUGAGGUUGAGUCGCUCAUCGCCAAGCACCCUCACGAGGCGAAGCUCGGUGGUCUUCCCGACAUUGUCAGCAAGAUCAAGGCAUACAUUCGACUACGAUCUGCCCGGAAAGAUCUUGUCCCCGACAACACUGAUCUGCAGCAGGUUCAGGGCGAGUUUGUGUGGGCUAUUGUGUUCUACCUGCUCCGCUCUGGACAUGUGAAUGAGGCAGCCAAGUAUGUCAACGACAACACCAACCAGUUCCGAGGCAUUGAUCGGACAUUUGCCACAUACUUGAACAACUACGCAGCGAGCGAGGAUCGACGUAUCACCAACAGAAAGCUUCUGGACCGUUGCACGAAUGAGUACAUUCAACGAUCACGCAACGCGCCUGAGAACUCGAUAGACCCCUUCCGCAUGGCCUGCUACAAGGUCAUUGGACGUAUCGAGCUUGGAAACCGCAACCUGGACGGACUCAACACGGACAUCAACGACUGGAUCUGGCUGCAGUUCAACCUGGCGCGAGAGGGAGACAAGACUAUCGAAAUGGCGGGAGAGUCGUACGGCUUGGCCGAGCUGCAGUCCAGCAUCCGAGAGAUUGGUCUGAAGCACUUCCCUAAGGCCAGCUCGGAGGACAGCAACGGCAGCUUCGGCAUGUUCUUCUAUCUCCAAAUCCUGUCGGGUAUGUUUGAGGAUGCCAUUGCCUACCUGUACCCCUUCUCGUAUGUGGAUGCAGUUCACUUUGGUCUGGCUCUCGAGUUCUACGGUCUGCUACGGCCGAGUGACGCGCUGUCGUCGGCCAACGACCUUCGCAGCUACAGCACCAAGAACCUACCACAGAUUAACUUUGGUCGCAUGAUCGGAUACUACACGCGAGACUUUAGGGCCGCGGAUGUUGUAUCUGCCGUAGACUACCUGACACUGAUCUGUCUCAACCGGGACCUUGGUGGUGAGGCUGGUCAGCGACACGGUAGCCUCUGCCACGAGGCGUUGCGAGAGCUGGUUCUGGAAACCCGUGAGUUUAGCAAGCUCAUUGGCGAUAUUCGACCAGACGGACAGCGGAUUCGUGGCAUUAUCGAGGAGCGCGGCCCGCUCAUCGGUCUGGAUGCUGAGGAUGACUUUGUCAACACGGUCACACUCCAGGCUGCCAGCUUUGCGGACGAGAACGGACGCACCACAGACUCGGUGCUGCUGUACCAUCUCGCCGGCGAGUAUGACACUGUCGUUGCCAUUGUCAGCCGGGCGCUGAGCGAGGCUGUCUCCAUCGAGAUCGGAGAGGACCCCAUGCGACUUAUGCCAGUCAAGCCCCGUGCUGGUGAGCAAGAGGCGGAGGCAGGCAGCAGCCUCAGCUUGGCGGCCAUCGAUGACCCGGUGGAGCUCGCCAGGACUAUGAUGAGCAUGUACGAGCGAGACGCCAUGUUCUACAGGAGAAUCCAGGAUCAGAAUAAGGUGGCCUGCCGGGUACUCCUGGAGAUGAGCAGCAUCAAGGGACUGGUGGAGGCUGGACAGUGGGCUCAAUGCCUCGACAAAAUCCGAAGCCUCGAGAUUCUGCCCCUGGACGCGGCGGGCGAUGGCAGCACAAUCCGAGCCUACGCCUCCAAGUUCUCGGGCUUAUCGCAACCUGUCUCGAUCAACGUGCCCAACCUGCUGAUGUGGACCAUCAUCUGCUGCGUCCGCCAGCGGGAGCAGCUGACGAGUGGACAGUUCAGCGGAAACGAGGGAACGCGACGGCUGAUGGUGGAGCAGCUGAAGCAGAUGACGCUGGACCUGACGACUUACACCAGCCAGCUGCGAUACCGGUUCCCGCCGCACUUGCACGAAGCUCUUGCGAGGGCAUCGGCCGAGUGA